This is a messenger RNA of Xiphophorus maculatus (southern platyfish), 2343 nucleotides long. RefSeq names its product Fanconi anemia core complex associated protein 20. Lineage: Eukaryota; Metazoa; Chordata; Actinopteri; Cyprinodontiformes; Poeciliidae. The transcript is spliced from 4 exons. Gene Ontology annotation, molecular function: ubiquitin binding. The coding region runs from base 529 to 1359 and encodes 276 amino acids. The record is from RefSeq and is a predicted model, not a curated record.
AACAGCAGCAAGCUUUACAACAGACACAUUUCUGAUGUAUAUGCCCUCAGCCAGACUGCUGCCCUCAGUAAUUGAAAAAAAUAUCCUUAAUACACUUGGGGCAUUAAGGAUAAAGGGGGAAGGGGCUCAAGCCCCCCUAUGCCUAUCUCCUCUGCACGUGCCUGGGAUGUUUUGUUCACAUUUAAGAUGAGAUGAUAGUUAAUAAACGUGCCAGGUCCGCCUGGCACGUUUAUUGUUACAAAUUCUCAGACUUCAUUGAGAGUUAAACAAAGCAGAUGGCAAGUCAAGAAUGAGUUUUUAGGAAAUAAGAGGUGAUUGAAGCGCUGCCCAGGACUAAAUUCAUCAUCAGUAGGUUUACUUCCGGCCUGCCUCUCCGCAAUAGGUUUACUUUCACCUGAUUGGACAGGCCAUCUUUAACGACAAACUACUGAAGCUUCUGAUUGGAUGCUGUUAAAUGACGUUGCAUGUAUAACCCCGGAAAAGCCCUUCUCAAAGUUCGGCGCGGAAACCAAGAAGUAACGAAACGAGAUGGCUGAAAACGGCUCAAAGUCUAAGCUGAAGCGGAAGAGGAGUUCCGUGGAGGAGCCGAAGUCUGAACUGGGUUCCCGGGGAACCGCGGAGAGGAGCGGCGCGGCUCCGCCGUCCAGAGGCGGAGCGGCGCAUCCUGACAGGUGUCGGCCGCCUGCAGCAGCGGCAGCGUGGUGGAACGUGUUGCGGCCCCCCGCUGUGGAGAGCCUGUGGGCGUUCACACUGAUGUCUGCUCUGCCGCACCUGCAGAACCAGCUCUGGGACCCGGUUCCUGAUCUUCCCCUUCCUCCUGCUGCGAGACCUGCCACACCAGAGGUAGAGGAGCAGUGGACGAUUGAUCUCUUCAGUGAUGCUCCUCCCUUUCCAGAAGACGGCCCACUCACCCCGGGACUUCCAUCGGACCCUCAGAGUGCGUCUUCUUGCCAGGAGAUUGCCCCAGUCCAGACCAGGCCUUCUGGAGAGUCACCUGACAAAGGGCCAUCGUCUGACAGCAGACAGAGUCCUGAACAGCAAGCCGAACCUCCCGGAUCCCUCAGCAGGACUCAGAACUGGGAGAACCCAGCUCCGUUUUCAGCAGGAGAGCCGAGGGUCGGACCGUUGAGCAGACGGCUUCUAGCCGAGUCGCUGAAGGUUUCCAACCCACCGGUUUCUCCAUGUGGCGAGGAGGAGGAGAAGGUCGUGGUGGUGCAGAAUACUAGCAAACAUGAAGUAGGAGCUCUGGAGAGCUGCCCCAUGUGUCUUCGUGUGUUCCCUUCUGGGUUCACGCAGACGGAGCAGGACGGCCACCUGGCCCAGUGUCUCUCUGAGCUGAGCGUGGACAUGACCUGGUGAGGCGACAGGAAGCUGGCGGCCGUCUCGGGGCUUCAGGCAGCCAGGUGCCCCGACACACUCCAGGACCCGGUCAGCUGGAAGAGGUCAAGUCAUCUACUCCACUGACGUAGACUGAACACUCGUGUACCAGAGGGUCAGAGCUGGGGGAAAGUUAGAGGGCUUUGACUUGAACUGAGAAGCUGAUGAGACUUGCCCCUCGUAGCUGUUUCUUCUUCUCUAAAUGACUUUUGAAAAGGAAACUUUGGCUGUAGCCGCACCUUUCAGCUUUUUGACCCACUUACAGGAAACAUAAUUAUCUGUAUUGAAGUCCAGGCUCAGGGAAAGCAGCUGAACAGUCCUUCAGGCCCAGCGCCUGCAGAGCUAAGGAGAUGAGGCGCUUGUUCUAUUAUUGGAUAAAUUCAAACUCAUGUUCCACAUUUCAGAUCUGUAAAACUGGAGAUUUCCAACCUCUGUUUUACUCCUCCAUUUAAAAAAAAAAAAAAAAAAAAAUUUUUUUUUUUUUAGAGAAAUUUAAAAGAUGUGAUUUUUGUUCUUGAACCUGUAAUUGCAGUCAUAAAUGUAUUUUUCCAAUUUGAAGAAACUCAGGGUGGAAUAUGUUCUUAAAAAAAAAAAAAGAAAUUCGGUGCACAUAUGUGCAGGGGGUCAGCUUCCAGUGUUGGGAUGGUUUUGUCACCAUGGUAACAGCCUUUAAACCCAAUCGGUACAAACCGGUGUGAAGACAUUUUUUUGUAGCCUGUUUAUACUUUCACCUUGGAGUGGAUUUCUGUAAGAAUCGGCAUCAUUUGUCUGAAUCCACAGUUUAAUAUGAAUGUUUGAUUUAAGCCACGGUGGACGGUUGUCCAGGAUGAACACGACCGCCAUGGAGACGACACGACCCCUCACCUCCCAAGAAAUUCAACUUUUGUCUCAUCGUUCCACAGAAUAUUUUCUGGAUGUCUUUGGGUUCGCCUUGUGAAAAAUAAAUAUGCUCAGUAUAAUAAAUAU